AUGGGUAAAAUUAAAGAUGGGAAGAAGAAGGGCCGAGAAGGGGGCGGGGAAGGAAAAACUGGGCAGGCUAUGCAGUUCAACCACGCCCUCGGACAACAUAUUCUAAAAAAUCCGUUGAUAGUGCAAGCAUUGGUUGAUAAGUCUGCACUACGGAACACUGACACAGUACUUGAGAUAGGACCUGGAACUGGAAAUAUGACGGUCAAGAUGUUGGAUAAAGUAAAGAGAGUUAUUGCUUGUGAAUUAGAUCCUAGAAUGGUUGCAGAGUUACAGAAAAGAGUCCAGGGUUCCCACUACCAGUCCAAACUACAGAUAUUAGUUGGUGACGUCAUUAAAACAGAGCUUCCCUUUUUCGACGUUUGUGUCGCUAAUGUUCCAUAUCAGAUCUCAUCGCCUCUUGUUUUUAAACUUUUACUUCACAGACCUUUCUUCAGAUGUGCAGUGUUAAUGUUCCAAAGAGAAUUUGCACAAAGACUGGUUGCUCAACCUGGUGAUAAACUUUACUGCAGAUUAUCUAUAAACACCCAAUUACUUGCCCGAGUAGAUCAUUUAAUGAAGGUUGGGAAGAAUAAUUUCCGUCCACCGCCGAAAGUUGAAUCGUCGGUUGUACGUAUAGAGCCUCGAAACCCGCCGCCACCGAUCAAUUUUAAAGAAUGGGACGGAUUGACGCGAAUCUGUUUUGUGCGGAAAAACAAGACACUGAGCGCUGGCUUUAACACAACUGGUGUCUUGCUCUUGAUGGAGAAAAACUACAAGGUGCAAAAGUCGGUGCAAGGUGAGGAGGUUCCUCAGGAUUUCAACAUUAAAGCUCUCGUUGACGAGGUGCUACAGAGCUCAGGGUUUAAGGAGAAACGGGCCCGUACCAUGGAUAUUGACGAUUUCAUGAAGCUCCUUCAUGCAUUUAACUCGGCCGGAAUUCAUUUUGUUUAAUUUUUUUCAGA
This is a messenger RNA of Eurytemora carolleeae, 941 nucleotides long. RefSeq names its product probable dimethyladenosine transferase. The transcript is spliced from 7 exons. Gene Ontology annotation, cellular component: mitochondrial matrix. Gene Ontology annotation, molecular function: rRNA (adenine-N6,N6-)-dimethyltransferase activity. The record is from RefSeq and is a predicted model, not a curated record. Gene Ontology annotation, biological process: rRNA methylation. Lineage: Eukaryota; Metazoa; Arthropoda; Copepoda; Calanoida; Temoridae. The coding region runs from base 1 to 930 and encodes 309 amino acids.